Molecule: messenger RNA, 3353 nt
Organism: Orbicella faveolata
Lineage: Eukaryota; Metazoa; Cnidaria; Anthozoa; Scleractinia; Merulinidae
Product: ubiquitin-like protein 3
Molecular function (GO): protein binding
Source: RefSeq, a predicted model, not a curated record
CGAAAGGAAUAUUUUUUCGUGCGGAGUGUCUACGAUGUCUGAAAGAGAAUUAUCGAGUUAAAGAAGACAUGUAAAUCACGAACAAAGUGCCUAUGUUACUCUCAUCCCUGUAAGAAAGUUAUAAAGAUCAUUUCCUUGGGAUUUUCACCGAAUUCAAGAACCGUCUUGGUCACGACUUUGAAGCAUUCUUGACACUGGUUACCCAGUAUGGGUGACAGUGUUACGGCACGACAUAGAGCGAUACCAGAGGACAAGAUUUGUCUACGGUUGAUCCUAGUUUCUGGAAAGACACAUGAAUUUUUGUUUUCGCCAAGUGACACAGCAUAUUACAUAACUCAGCAUGUUUACGAAAACUGGCCUGAAGAUUGGACAGAUGAAGCUGUCAGUUCACACAACAUAUUAAAACUUAUCUACCAUGGUCGGUUUUUACAUGGGAAUGUAUCUUUAGGAGCUCUUAAUUUGGAGACUGGAAAACGAAGUGUGAUGCACCUUGUAGCAAGAGAGAACUUACCAGAACCAGCAACACAAGGUCAAAGAAAUCGUGACAAAACAAGUGAACAGAGUUGUUGCUGCAAUAUUGUUUGACUUAAAUUUCAGCUCUAAAGAUUUUGCAGCGGUGAUCUGCUCAAAACAUUCACUUUGGUUUUCUUACAGUUUAAGUUUAUGUCCAAUUAAAGCGUUUUGGGUUUAAUUAAUAGUUAAUUAAUCCCUGGUGUGUACAUGUAUGUAAGUAACGUAAUGCUUAAGACAAAGUAAUAGUCAAAAUAGGUUAAUCAUUACAUAGAUGCUGAGCUAGAAAGAUAUCAAUAAAUAUUGUAUUUAAGUAAUGCUAAAUAUUUUCUCCUUUUUUACAUUAAUUUGUUGUUAUGAUGAUUGAAGUUGCCAUUCUUUUAUAACCAGUCUUGCAGUCAAUAUUGUUAUUUUCUUGAUCAUGUCCACACAAUCUUUUUGGCUACAAAAUAAACCAGCUAUUGAUUUUCUUUAGUUAUUAUACAUUUGAUAUGUACAUUUGUGAAUUAGUCAAUUUUCUAAUGUGAAGGGUUUACCUUUCCUGAUGUCAUGUUAGCUUUUUUUAGUUUUUACUGCAAUAGUUUGCCUUCAGUGAUUCAAAUCCCUCUCUCUACAUCAUGUAUUCAGUUUUUCGUGGCCUCUGUUUUUUGUGAAUUUUUCUCUAUUGCAUGGCUAGCUCUUCACCAUGAUCAGUUACCUAUUUUGCCCCCUUGAGAUUGUUCCCUGUAUUCCACAGGGAAAGUGUUGUCCUUUAUUCAUGUGAUAAAUCCUUGUUCUUGUUCAUCAAGCUUGUUUGGUCAAGAUGGCUGGAUAUGAAUCUUGUUUUCUUUUUAUGUGAUUGUGGUCAGACUGUAUCUCAGUCUAUCAAUCACCCACUCAUUCUCAUCUUCCUGGCUGGGACAUAAGGCUAUCUCAGUUCAUAACACACAACAAAUAUUUUGCCUAUUAUCCAGCCCUCUUGAUCUCAUGCUCAGUCAAUAAUUCAUCAUGUAAUGUGCUGUUCCAGACAAAUAUCCACACUCCUCUCUAGGAAGGUUUGCAGUUUUAAACUCCAACUGCACCACCACCAGCCGCUCUGGAAAUUCAGGUGAAGCUUCCUUUUUUUUGUUAAAAGAAUCAAUGACUUUUAAAACCUGUAACAUCCUUGAAAUGUUAAGUGAUAGAGGUAAUGGGUAUUUUGCUGGGACCCUAGAUCUAAUGUUCAAGUAAAUCACUGACAACUUUGCAACUGGUCAGAAUGGCAGUUGCUUUUAAUUAAGUUUAAAAAAGAAUUAAUGCCAUAUUUUUGUUUAAAUUGCAACUUUAUAAACUUAUAAAAUGUUAAUUGUAAUUAUUUUCAGAUAUCAUUUAUAAUUUGUUAGUGCCUAAAAUAUCAAUUUGAUUUCUCUGCUUCUUUAAUGAACUGAUACUCUGUAAGAGUUCUUUGACAUGGAAUACAUCGCAGCUCUCUAAAAUUAUAUUCGCCCAAUCUGUGAUGACAGAUUAGGAAAGAAUUGAGCUAGGUCAUGGAGUUUUGGGCAAUUUCAGCACUAAUGAAAUAUGAAUAGAAUUUGUAACUGAAGUUUUGCAAUAACAGCUUUCAAACUUCUGUGAAAACUCAUUAAAUGAAAAACAGGAAAGCCAACGAGGAGCAUGGAUGGGCAAAGAAGAUUAAAACUUUUUGCAUUUGGGCAAACUUGAGAAACAUUUGCCUAGACAAGUGUCAUUUAUAAUGCGUGAAAAGCAUCUCCAUUUGUUACAAUAAAUUGCCUUUAUUUUGAUGACAGACAGUUGCACAGCCAACAUGAAGUUUACAGCUCACAAUUCACAAAAAUAUGCAUAAUUGCGUAAAAUUAUCAUGAUUGUGCACCUUUGAUCACAUGCAGAUGUUGUCACUAAGCUUGGUUAGCAAGGGAGCACUGUCAACUUACAGUCAUAUCUGGCUGUAAAUCUUUUUUGUAUAUAAUAAAAGACUGUGACGCCAUGAAGAAUUUGAACAAUUUCAAAAGGAAUUCAAGGCAAAUGUUACAUGUAUAAUCAUUUAUCCACUUCUAUCCUUUUACUUUGUGAGACAAGCCCAUGUACAAUCAUGAUUUUGUGAUGUCCAGUUUCAUGAAAUCAAUCGGUUCAUGCUGAGUAUUCUGUGAUCUUGGUAUGGUUGCAACUAUCUUGAAAUCAUGCCUGUGAUGAUGUCCUGCCAAUAAUCAUUGUAAUUUAGUUUUUACUUGGAAGUAACUUAAGUUGUUUUAACCAUCAACUGUAAAUACCAUAUGAUACGGAAUGCAUCACUUAUUUUAGUAAAAAGCACUUAACUUAUCUAACCUCGAGGCCAUAAGCAGUUCCUUUUAAACUCUCUGAUCAUUAACUGAGGGUUAUGUAAAAACUAGUGGGGGGAAUGGACAUGCAGUUGAUCAUACACUUUCUUGUUCUUUGGCUUCUUGUGCAGCAGUGCCAGAGUCAACACCUUUCUGGCUGACUAGCUUGUUUGAUUACAACUUUUGUGUCAUUAUCUCGUAAGUUACUAGGGGAUCUACCUAAAGAUGAGUCACCAUUGAUUGAUUGAUUGAUUGAUUGAUUUAUUGAUCACUGAUCUUUUUUUUUCAUAAUUUCCAGUGACUCUAAGGGUUUGAUGAAUUUAGUGCUUUUCACAGAGUGAAGUUAGUUUUAGCCUUAAAUGAUAAUGUUGUGAACAUAAUGUACAACUGUCGGGUGUUUUUAAAAAAAAAAAAAUAGAUAACUUUAUUUUCUCAUCAUUACUUCACCUCAAUGUAAAUACAUUGCUAAAUAAACAGGCUUUUGGCCUGUAUCAGAGUGCAAGAAUUUUACUGUAGACAACAAUAAAACUACAUAUUCAUAAAACAAAA